Molecule: messenger RNA, 1788 nt
Organism: Drosophila persimilis
Lineage: Eukaryota; Metazoa; Arthropoda; Insecta; Diptera; Drosophilidae
Product: sodium-coupled monocarboxylate transporter 2-like
Exons: 9
Coding region: 1-1746 (581 amino acids)
Biological process (GO): sodium ion transport; transmembrane transport
Cellular component (GO): membrane
Molecular function (GO): symporter activity
Source: RefSeq, a predicted model, not a curated record
AUGACGAAUGCAAAAAGCUACAGGUUCGGCAUCGUCGACUGGAUGGUAUUCCUGGGCAUGACUGUGCUUUCCACAGCCGUUGGCAUUUAUUUCGCCAUCAUCAAGAAAAGUAAGCCGAAGCAAGAGGAACCGAAACCCACAGUGAAACAUGAUUUUGGUUCGGAAAAGAUGAGCGAGUAUCUACUUGGAUCACGGAAUCUUAAAGUACUACCCGUGGCCAUGAGUCUGGUAGCCAGCUAUAUAUCGGGUGUUACGAUACUGGGGACCCCAUCAGAAGUCUACUAUUAUGGCACGCAGUAUUGGUUUAUAACCAUCGCAAUUCUUUUGCAUGGUUUUGCAGUCGUCUAUAUCUAUUUACCGGUGUUUUGUGCUCUACGAGUCGGCUCUUCCUAUGAGUACCUGGGGAUGCGUUUCCAUUCGGCUAUACGAAGUAUAGCAGCUUUUAUGUUCGUUUUGGAUGAGAUCCUAUUUUUGCCAUUCGUUGUCUAUGUGCCAUCUUUGGCACUAGAUCAGGUAUCAGGCAUAAAUCUGCAUUACAUAUCGGUGGUGAUUGUAGUUGUUUGUGUUCUCUAUACUUUACUGGGCGGCAUCAAGGCUGUGGUCCAUACAGAUGCCUGGCAGAUACUGGUCAUGUUCCUCUCCGUUCUGGCUGUGGCUAUAUUGGCAACCUAUUAUUGCAAAGAUUGGGAUGGCCUGGAAAGUCGUAUAAUUUUCACCAACAUAAGUCCCUCGCCGUAUGUGCGUCACACUGUCUGGUGCGUGCUCAUUGGAGGCUUCUUCUAUUGGACCUCCUUCAAUGCGGUGAAUCAGACAAUGGUGCAGCGCUACAUGUCACUGCCUUCACUGAAAAAAGCUCGAAUGGCGAUGGCCAUAUUUACCAUCGGAGUAGCUUGCUUUCUCCUUAUACUCUGCUAUAUGGGUUUGAUAAUCUUUGGGAAGUACAAAGACUGUGAUCCAAAGAUUUCUGGUUUGAUUGAGCACGACGAUCAACUGUUGCCCCUCUUUGUGGUCCAGACAAUGGGUCACAUCUAUGGAAUACCAGGACUUUUUAUAGCUGGUAUUUUUGGAGCUGCUUUGAGUUCCCUUUCGGUGAUGCUGAACUGCACUUCCCUGGUCGUCCUAGAGGACAUUGUACGAGGCUGCUUCAAGAUGGAGCCCAGCGAAAGGGUUUCCACUAUAUUGGUCAAAUCUACGAUCAUUGUCCUAGGUUUUGUGGCAGUUUCCUUGGUGUUUGUCCUCGAAAAAUUGAGUGGAAUUCUGGGCAUUGCCAUCUCGAUAACGGCCAUUGCAUCGGGCGCAACCUUCGGGCUUUUUAGCCUUGGGAUGUUAGUUCCCUGGGCAAAUACAGUGGGCACUGCUGUUGGGGGGAUAGCCAGUGCUCUGAUCUCGGGAUGGAUAACAUUUGGCACACAGUUUACCAUCGCAGCGGGAAAACUUGGUUCCCAGGCGCUGCCCGUCUUCGUGGAGGGGUGUGAGGGUAAUGUCACGAUGCCACAGACAACUUCGGUGGAUCAGGAGCAAGUGCUUCCCCUCUAUCGGCUAUCCUUUCACUGGGUAAAUCCCAUUGGUGUGGCCACAGCUAUAGUGGUGGGUGCUCUCGUCUCCCUGGUCACCAAACCAACUGAUAUGAAGACUCUAGAUCCGGAUCUGAUAUCACCAGUGAUUCAUAGAUUUCUACCCAAAGAGUGCUUUGAAGGUCGCAAUCUCCCUCAGAAGUCGGAAAGAAAAACUAUUCCGAAAUCCUAAACUAAAACUAAAAUUUACGACAUUGCAUCCAAACAAUUUUGU